Aspergillus wentii DTO 134E9 is the source of this 1870-nucleotide messenger RNA. Its product is annotated as FAD-binding oxidoreductase. Lineage: Eukaryota; Fungi; Ascomycota; Eurotiomycetes; Eurotiales; Aspergillaceae. The coding region runs from base 231 to 1868 and encodes 545 amino acids. The record is from RefSeq and is a predicted model, not a curated record. Gene Ontology annotation, molecular function: FAD binding; catalytic activity. Gene Ontology annotation, cellular component: mitochondrion. The transcript is spliced from 2 exons.
AGAAUCAUUUUGUAUCGACAAAUAUUGCUCCUCUUGCCUUUGCUUCUCUUCAAUGCUUCCAUAAUUCCAUUCCAUCUUCCGUACAAGCAUAGAAUCCGUCGGGAUCGGAAGUCCGACCGGAACCCUUACUCCGUACAGACCGAUAAAAACCUAUCGGUGAGCUUUUUGGCAUAAUUUUGUAUGCCGUGUUGACCUCUCUUUUUCCCUCCUCUAUUGCCCACCACCACAUCAUGUCCAGCGCCAGAAGUAUUUCCACCGCCCUCCGACGGGCUCGAGUCCCCAGACCCCGCUGUUAUUUACGGCCUCUUGCCCCCUGCGUCCCCUCGGUGGCGGCCGCGCGCACAUUCAGUGUCACCUCCGCUGCCCGUACCGAUGCGACCAAAGAGAUCAAAUACACCACCCACGCCUACCCCAACCUGAAGCGGGACCCCAAGUUCGCUGAGAUCGCCGAGGAUGAUGUGAAAUACUUCCAGGAGCUGCUGGGCGCCCAAUCCGCGGUGAUUGAUGGUGUGACGACCGAUGCAGCGGAUGACAUCGAACCCUUCAACAGCGACUGGAUGCGCAAGUACCGUGGCCACACGCGGUUGGUCCUGAAGCCCCAGACCAAGGAGGAGGUCAGCAAGGCGCUGAAAUACUGUAACGAGAAGAAGCUGGCUGUCGUCCCGCAGGGAGGUAACACCGGAUUGGUGGGUGGCUCUGUGCCGGUGUUCGAUGAGAUCGUUAUCAACACCUCGCGCAUGAACAAGAUCCGCUCUUUCGAUGAGGCAUCCGGUGUGCUGGUGGCGGAUGCUGGUGUUAUCCUCGAGGUGGCCGAUCAGCACCUGGCUCAGAAGGACCACUUGUUCCCGUUGGACUUGGGCGCGAAGGGCUCGUGCCAUAUUGGAGGAAAUGUUGCGACCAACGCUGGUGGUCUCCGUCUGCUCCGCUAUGGAAGUCUUCACGGAAAUGUGCUGGGUCUUGAGGCUGUUUUGGCGGAUGGAACUAUUGUCGACUCGCUCUCGACUCUGCGGAAGAACAACACCGGUUACGACCUUAAGCAGCUCUUCAUCGGCUCCGAAGGUACCAUUGGUAUUAUCACCGGUGUUUCCAUCUUGUGCCCUCCUCGUCCCAAGGCCGUCAAUGUAGCCUACUUUGGUCUGGAGAGCUACGACCAGGUUCGCCAGGCUUUCAAGGAGGCCAAGGGUCAGCUCUCUGAGAUCCUUUCUGCUUUCGAGCUGAUGGACGGUCGCAGUCAGAGACUGGUCCACGAGUCUACUGGUAACAAGUACCCCCUGGAGGGUGAAUACCCCUUCUACUGUGUGGUUGAGACCAGCGGCUCCAACGCCGAACACGACAUGGCCAAGUUGGAGGGCUUCUUGGAGCACAUCAUGAGCGAGGGCAUCGUCGCCGAUGGUGUUUUGGCUCAGGACGAAACCCAAUUCCACUCCAUCUGGCGCUGGCGUGAGGGUAUCACCGAGGCUCUGAGCCACUUGGGUGGUACCUACAAGUACGAUGUCUCCAUUCCCCUCCCCGAAUUGUACCAGCUGGUGGAUGACUGCCGUGAGCGUCUCACCCAGCUCGGAUUCGUCGGUGACGAUGACUCGUUCCCCGUCCGUGCUGUUGUCGGAUACGGCCACAUGGGUGACUCCAACCUGCACUUGAACGUGUCGGUGCGCCAAUACAACAAGGAGGUCGAGAAGGCCAUUGAGCCCUGGGUGUACGAAUGGAUCCAGAAGCGCAGCGGAAGUAUCAGUGCUGAGCAUGGUCUGGGUAUUGCCAAGAAGGAGUUUAUCGGCUACAGCCAAAAUGACACCAUGUUGAAGCUGAUGAAGCAGUUGAAGGACUUGUACGAUCCGAACGGAAUCUUGAACCCUUACAAGUAUAUUUAGAU